UAAAAAUAAAUAAAUAACGAGGCUGGGCUUAAAAGUAGGCCAUAGCCCAGUGGGCCUUAGAUGUCAGCGGUUAAAGCGGUUUCUUCAGGAAUCUACUACCCCCGCAAUAACUCUCGUUCUCUGCACAAAGACGAUAAACCAAUUUCGAGAAAAAUCUCACUGAUUAGCAAACAUGUCUUCAGCUCGUUCCGCGAUCGCAGGUUUGGCUCGGUCCUUGAGGGAGAGUCAGAUCGGUGCAUCUCGAUCCGUUGGAUCGAUUCGCUGCUUUAGCGACGACAAAGGUCGUGUGCUCAGCGAUGAGGAGCGCGCCAAAGAGACCAUCUACAUCCAGAAAAUGGAGAAGGAGAUACUAGAGAGGAAGAAGAAACUCGAGCAACAGAAGCCAGAAAGUGCUGGAAAGAAACCAGAGGAAAAGAAGCCCUGAGUUCAGCAUCUGCAGUAUGUGGUCACAAGGCAAGCAACAGUGAAAAAUAAGCCUUUUGACAGUUUGACCUUUGUCCUCUCUUGGUUUGAGACUUUGUACUUGUCACCCUCUUUGUAUGUUUGUUUGUGUGUGUGUUCUAAAGAAAUCAAGUUUGAAACGGUAGUAUAAAUGACUGCGCCGAUUUAAAAGACA
Raphanus sativus (radish) is the source of this 616-nucleotide messenger RNA. RefSeq lists its product as uncharacterized. The coding region runs from base 173 to 424 and encodes 83 amino acids. Lineage: Eukaryota; Viridiplantae; Streptophyta; Magnoliopsida; Brassicales; Brassicaceae. The record is from RefSeq and is a predicted model, not a curated record. The transcript is spliced from 3 exons.